CAUAUUCCCCCAACAUGGUAACAUGUAGGUGCAUUCUAGUGACAGCUGAUUAAUACUAGUGUGUGGUUCAAGUGUUCAAUAUCGUCAAAAAUCAUCACUAUGCUAGUGAAUUUAUAGUGACACCGACCCGAUUUCGCUUCUACAAAGCCUCAUUGAAAUUAUUUUGCGCAUGGCAGAAUUCGGAAUUUUCGCAUAAUAGGACGUGAAAAUGGGUGAUAUGGACGAGAAUUUAGUGAAAGCGGUGAAACACUACCAAGAUAGCUUGGACAGACACACUGAAAACAGGAACGAUAAUAAGCUGUUGCAUUACUUGGAUAGGUUGUACAAGCUCCCCAUUAAGGUGGUACAUUUGGAACAGACCGGGGUGGGUCGUACGGUGAAUGGGUUACGGAAGCUGGGUGGAGAAGUGGGUGAAUAUGCGAGGCGUUUGGUCACUAAGUGGAAAGAAAUGGUGGUGGGGGAGCAGGAGGAAGAGGAGGAUGAAGAUGAAGAAGAUGGGUAUCAGACUGGUGAAGAUCAAUCAAGUGACGACGAUACGCAAAGUCCUGAGAUAGAGCAAGUCCGAGAGAAUUCUUCUAGUCAUAGGAAAAGUGAUAAAACUCAUAACGAGACUGACGAUAGAAAUAAAGUGAGGAAAAGCGGAGAACAUUCCUCGAAAUCGGGUCAUACAAGCCAUAGUUCAGAGUCUAAAUCUUCCAGCGAGAAAGAUAGACAUAAAGAAAAUGGCCAUGACAGACACAAGUCACAUAAAAGGAAAGCUGAAAGUAGUGAGGAUGAAACUCCAAAGAAAAAAAAGAAGAGUGAGGGUGACAGUAGACACAGACGGCGGAUCGACAGCGACAGCGAAGACGACAAGAAAAGAGACAGAAAACACAAAAAGUAUGAUAAACCAGAAAAGAAGAAACCCAGAGACUCCUCAGACGACGACAGCGAGCAUGAAACUAAAUCAAAGGAAAAAAGACACAAACACGAGAAGAAAAAAAUUCGAGAGUUGUCUGACGAAGACAGCGACGACGAAUACAGAAGUCGUGAAAAGAAAAAGUCGCACAAGUCACUUGAUAAAGAUAAAGAAAAACCAAGUACAUCGAAAGACACCCAUAAAGAUAAACACAAACAUAGCAAAAAAGAAGACUACAAGAGGCACGAACACAGCUCUAAAACCAAAGAGAAUGAUAAAAAGAGUAAACACAGAAGCGAAGAGAAAGAGCGAACGAAGGAUAAAGGCGACGAUAAAAAAGAAAAAAAGAAAAAGGUGGCGAAUGGGGGUUUGAAAAUUACUGGGAUCGAUUCCGGCUCUGGAACGAGUUUCGCGGAGGCUUUGGGGAUGUGCGAGCCCUCCUCUAGUAAAAGCAGCGCUAAGAAAAAGCCAACUGAGAAAAAGGAGAAGCCGCCGAGUAAAUCAGAUGAUUCGGUUCCUAAAUUACUAUUAAAAGAACCAGUCGUCGAGCCUCUAGAUCUGAAUCUAUCAAGCCUCCUCCCCUCAAUCACUCCCAAUUAUCGCCCUCUAGGUAAUCUACUAUCUUCCGAUGCCCAACCCAAGAAGUUCUUGUCGGAGUCCGAAACCCUCAGCAACAUCAUCAGUUCCAAGAACCAAAGGACUAAGGUUUAUUCAGGCAAUAAAGUAGGUUACGGCAAAGUCCCGUCGCUCUUCGAGCUGUGCACCCGAAUCCUCCAAGACAACAUCGACGCCUUAGAAUACACCGGCGGCGUCCCUUACAUCAUCCUAAAACCCAUAUUAGAAAAAGCCACCCCCAACCAACUCUACAUGAUGGAGCACCACAACCCCUACCUAAUCGAAGACACCGACGAACUCUGGCAGUUACACUGCCAAAAGGAAUUCAGAAACAAGCCCCGCCAAGAACUCGAAACCUGGCGCGAAAUGUACUUGCGGUGUCUGGACGAACGAGACGCCAAACUCAAAGCUCUAACUGCCAACAUCAAGCAAUCGCAGGAUAAGUCGCUCCCAGUGCGCAUGACUAAACUAGCGUACGUGGACGCGGUGGCGAAGCCACCGCGAAACAUAGCGCGAAAGCAAGCCAAAAACGGAACCGCCUUCGAUAUUCGCAAGCCUGCCGUCACACCUUCGUCCAGACUGAACUCGCUGGCCACCGCAGGAGAGGCCGGGAAGGUAGCCGUGCCUAACCCGGGAAGUCGGGCGGUGGAGAGGACGAGCAGUCACGCCACCAAGCCGAAAAAAGCGCCUUUAAUGUUGAAAAGUAUAAGUUCUUUUAAGAACAGGUUCAAGAGAUAACCUGAACGGGACUCGAUUUUAAUUGCGGUGGGAUUAUACUAGUACAAGUCUAUUGUUUCGGCUGUAAGUAUAGUUUUACGGUUUUUGUGUUUGUGGUAGGAUUGGUUCCGUGAUUUUAUCGUUUGUGAUUAGUUAGGAUUUAACAGUCGGUCUUUUUAUGAUUUAGAUUUUUUUAUGUUGACGUUUUCGUCGGUGCUGUUGAGCAAUGUGAUUGUGUUAUGAUUGUAUCAUAUGUUGUCAUUGUAUAUUGUCAUUUCACGAGGUUAUACUGGAGACAGUGUAAAAGUCGGAACGAUUGUUGUAAUUAUGUAAAUUAGAUUUUAAAGUAAUUUAAAAUAUUUUUAUAGACAUAAGGACCUACUUAUAUGUUAAGUAAUAAAGGUGUACACGCUGCGGCGCAA
Molecule: messenger RNA, 2652 nt
Organism: Zophobas morio
Lineage: Eukaryota; Metazoa; Arthropoda; Insecta; Coleoptera; Tenebrionidae
Product: transcription elongation factor B polypeptide 3
Exons: 6
Coding region: 209-2251 (680 amino acids)
Biological process (GO): transcription elongation by RNA polymerase II
Cellular component (GO): nucleus; elongin complex
Source: RefSeq, a predicted model, not a curated record